Messenger RNA from Drosophila nasuta, 2451 nucleotides. RefSeq names its product coiled-coil domain-containing protein 22 homolog. NCBI's taxonomy places the organism in Eukaryota, Metazoa, Arthropoda, Insecta, Diptera, Drosophilidae. The record is from RefSeq and is a predicted model, not a curated record. Gene Ontology annotation, molecular function: cullin family protein binding. Gene Ontology annotation, biological process: positive regulation of ubiquitin-dependent protein catabolic process. The transcript has a single exon. The coding region runs from base 252 to 1916 and encodes 554 amino acids.
UGUGCACUUCCAUUUUGUUAUAUUUGAGUUUGGUAUUUUCGCGCUACGUCGAUAACUUUCUGAACGCUAUCGAGCUAUUCUAAGCGACCGCAGUGUGACCAUUGCUCGUAUAUCAUUUAUUUGGCGACCAAUAUACCGCAAAAAAAUAUCCAUGGUGUAUUGCAAUACUCAGCUUGCGGUCACGCUGAGCGAAAGACCAAUUUUUUUUUGUAAUUAAAAUGCCAAAAUAAAAGUAGAUAAAUAUAAUAAUAAUGGACGAGGUGGAUAAAAUAAUCAUGCACCAGCUGCAGCAAAUCGAUGCCAGCAUUGAGCCUACGGAUCAGCUGACCACAUUUACGCCUGAGCAAGUGGUGCGAGCCGUGUCCAGUUGUUUGCUGGAAAUCAAUCCAACGCUGACGGAGCUGCCGCGAUCAUUGCCGGGCGGCGCGAUGGCACAACGUUUCAGCGCGGCCACAGUGCUUGCCGAGCGAUGUAAGGAGAGCGGCUACCGCGGCGACAUUGGCUACCAAAUCUUUCUCUAUCCCAACGCUGUGGAGCUGCGACGUCUGCUGAUGUUUCUCAUUGAACGAUUGCCUCGGGAACGCCAGAAUGCAGACAGUGCGGGCAAAGCAAAUGCGCUUAAUGCGCGCGAGCAAUUACAGCGAGAGGUUCGCAGGAAGUUGACGGAACAACUAAAGGCACCAUGGGUGCCGCAAUUCUGUCGUGCGGUGGCCAAUCGUCAGAAGCAGGGCUGCAGUUGUCAGAGCAUCGAAUUUAAGCCACAUCUGAAUCUGAACAUUCCCGGCGCUAAGCUGGCCGAGCGCAGCAAAGAGGUGCAACAGUAUUUCGAGCAAUUGGCACCGAAUCUCUUUCAACAAGUGGAUGCCAGCUCCUAUGAUCUCAUUGCCUCGGUGUUGCACAAAAACGAUCUGGAGAGUUGGGGCGAAUUGGUGCCGACGGCUGUAAAUGUGCUGAGUGUUCGUGAAGAGGAAGUGCCGCCAAGUCCACUGCUACACGUUGCGGAGAAGCUGCCCGAAAACUCAGAGGCACCAACGCCAGUGCAACAAUUGGGUGACCAAGUGCAACAGUUGCGUGCCCAAGCGGAAAAGUUGCUGACACAGCGCAAAACACUCAACGCCCACCUGGAGACACUCAAGGCCAGGGAAGCCUCAGCUGCUGGCGAGCUGGAGAAUAUACAAGCAGUGCUGAAGCUGCACGAACGCAGCUGUUUAGUGUUGGCCGAUCCCGAGGAGAAUGUUGCAAAGCUAGAGGCAUUGCUGCGUGCAACGGAAGCCAAACGACAAACGUUGACGCAACAGUGGCAGGAUUAUCGCAAUCCGCUCUUGAGCACGCUGGACACGCUCAAGGCGGUCAAGGAGGCGCAGCAGGUGCAGAACGUGCGCACGGGAAUCGAGCAACUGGAGCUGGAGCUGCUGGCGAAGACACAAAAACACAACGAGCUGAGCGUACGCAGCGCCCAGCAAACGCAGCAAGCGCCACGCAAGGAAUAUACGCGCCGCAUACACGAAUUUAUUGGCAACAUACGCAAGCAGCGGGACGACAUCGAUAAAGUGUUGGAUGAUACACGUCAGCUCCAGAAGCAGCUGAAUGUGGUUGCUGCGCAGCUGGAGCGGCAGUUCAACUACACGGAUGAUCUGCUCUUUCAGAGCGCCAAGCACGAUCUGCAUGCGAAGAAGGCAUACAAGUUGUUGGCCCAAUUGCAUGCACAUUGCAGCGAGCUGGUCGAGUGCGUCACGAAUACGGGCAAUGUCAGCAAGGAGAUUCGAGAGCUAGAGGUGCAGAUCGAUGGAGAGAAAUUGAAGAAUGUGCUGAUCAGUUUGCAGCAGAUCACUGGAGAUAUUCAGAAGUUUGAGCAGCAUAUUCAAGAGCUGCAAUCACAAAUACGCACAGUGGAGAAUGCAAUAACGGCGGCCUAAAAAAGCAAGAGAAACGAUAUUAGAUUAUUACUUACUAUAUAUUAGUGCCAAUUAUAACAAAAAAAGAAAAACAAAAACAAAACAGAUCACUCACGCAUAGCGUAGUUUCUCGUAGCCAAUUUAUUAUUCAAUGCAUUUGCAAAACUUUCAAUAAACGGACCUGAGCAAUUUCAAAACGAAAUUCAAUUUACAUUUUUUCAAAAUAUUUAUACACUAGUAUAUGAUCAUAAUGAUGACGCGCACAGUGGAAACAACAUGCUUCAAAGCAUUCCAUUCUCUUUAACUCAAAACGCUUCGCAGUGCAAACGGGCUAUUAGCCUGCCGGCUCUCUCAUUAGUUCUCUCUUUGCGAGCAUGCGCUCUCAUUAUACACUUUCAAAAAAGUCACACAAAUAAGUCAACGAAUACGUGUUGAGCUUAAAAGUUAAGUCUAUAAAUAUUCCCAAUUGGUAUUUGGUUCAAAUAUGUAGUUAAAUUAAAUAAAAAUAAAUGAUGUAGUCAGAAAUAUUAAUUUUUUAUUUGUAAAAAAAAAUAUA